This is a messenger RNA of Coturnix japonica (Japanese quail), 2219 nucleotides long. It is a transcript of the gene TRIM65, whose product is annotated as tripartite motif containing 65. Lineage: Eukaryota; Metazoa; Chordata; Aves; Galliformes; Phasianidae. Gene Ontology annotation, molecular function: protein binding. The record is from RefSeq and is a predicted model, not a curated record.
CUGGGUGUCACUUUAAGGGUACUGCUGGCCCAGAGCCCUGACCCGCCCCUAUGCUCAGCGUCACACAUCUCUUCCUGCUCUGCAGGCCGCUUCCAACCCUCCUGCUCCUUUCCCCAUCCCCAGCUCAGCAUGGCCUCCCCCACCUCGGAGAAGCUGGAGGACAAACUGCUGUGCUCCAUCUGCCUGGAGCUCUUUGUGGUGCCCAUCACUUUACCCUGCGGGCACAACUUCUGCGAGCACUGCAUCGACAACCACAGGAACAAACAGGAGCAGGCGGUCAACGGGCCCAAGAGGGGCUACACGUGCCCUACGUGCCGCUACAGCUGCGAGCAGCAUCUGGAGCUGAAGAAGAACGUGACGCUGAGCGACGUGGUGGAGCUGGCACGGACGGGCAGGGUGCAGGCAGGGGGCUGCGAGGUGGCCCAUGUUGGGCUGUGCUCGUUGCAUGGCCGCCCGCUGGAGCUGUACUGUGAGGAUGAGCAGCGCUGCAUCUGCUGCGUGUGCGUCGUGCGGAGGUGCCAGCAGCACCGCACGGCUCUGUUUGAAGACGUGCGCUCCAGGAAGCAGGCUCAGCUGGAAAGGUCCCUGGAAGAAGCCCAGAGAGAAGCAGAGAGGAUGGAGCAGGCGCUGCGGGAGCUGGAGGAGCGGGCACAGAGCAUCGAGGACUCUUCUGAGAGGCUCCAAGCUGUGAUCCUGAGCAAAUUUACCCACCUGGAGGAAGCGCUGGCCAAGUUCCGGGAGCAGAUGGUAGCCAAGGUGAAGCAGGAGGAGUCAGUGGCUAUGGGACAUAUAGAAAAGGACCGGAAUGCAUUGAAGGAUCAUCUGGAGGCUCUUGGGCAGCACCGGGACCAGGCACAGCACCUGAUGGACUGCACUGACCAUCAGACCUUCCUCAAGGAGUUCCUGCAGCUCCCAACCCUGCAGAGCAUGGAGGUGCCACCGCUGGUGGAGUUCAACGUGGCUGUUGUGAUGGAACCCAUGAGCGAGAUCCUCACUGCUACCUCCAGGCUGCUGCUGGAGGAGCUGCCUGCCUCGCUGAGCCCCAGUGCCCCUGAAGCACCUGACCCCAUUGCCCCAGGCCCGGUGCAGCCCGAGGAGACACCAAUGAAGGUGGUGUCCAGCCCUGUCCCCAAGUGCCGGCUGCGUGCUGAGCUGCUGAAGGAUCACCGAAACCUCACCUUCGAUCCCGACACGGCCAACAAGUACCUGGAGCUGUCGUGUGCUCAGCGCAGAGCCAAGCACGGCCCCAGCACCGCUGCAGGUUGGCAGGAGCGCAGCCAUCGCUUCGAGCCCUGGCAGGUGCUGUGUGUGCAGAGCUACGGGCAGGGCCGCCAUUACUGGGAGGUGACCAUCUCCAGCCAUUCUGUGGUGCUGGGGGUGACUUACGGUGGGCUCUCCCGGCACAAAGUGAAGGGCUGCAAGUUCAACAUUGGGCUGGAUGGCGGCUCGUGGGGGCUGCAGGUGAGGGAGGACAGCUACGUCGCCCGGCACAAGGGGCAGGAGGAGAAAAUCCAGCUGCGGCCAUACACCGAGCUGGGGGUCUGCCUGGAUUAUGAGUGUGGGCUGCUCUCCUUCUAUGGCCUCGGGGAGGAGGUGCAGCUCAUCCAUUCCUUCCACACCGUCUUCACGGAGCCGCUGUUCCCCGUGUUCUGGCUGUGUGAGGGCCGCACCAUCACUUUGUGCCACAGGGACUGUGAGGGCAAUGAUGGAGAGCUGGGGCUGUGACAUGUUGGGUAGGGAAUAAGGCACACAGGUAAUGGUGAUGCUCUUGCAGCAGGGAUGGAGACCCCAAUCACUGUCCAUAGGGACUUAUGGGGGCUGUGCUCCCAUGCAGAUGGGAUGUGGAGAUGGGAUUCCCUUUUGCCUUUUGACCUGGAGGAAAAUGAGGCUUGAAGAGCCCAUGGGAAGGUGUGGGGGCUGCAGGCAGGUCCUGUGCUCCCAGCCAUCCCCACCCCCUCACACUGCUUUGGAGGUGGCAGAGCUGCCUUUUGGGGUGACACGUUUCUCACUGGAAGAAGCUGUUUACCCCAAUAAAGUUCUGAUUUCCUGCUGGUGUGACCUCAGUGCAGGUGGGGCUGAGCUGGGUGCCUCUGUUCCUGCAUGUCCAGCAGCAGAAAUAGUCAUGGCUCUGUUUACAGCAGCACAGAGAAAAGGGAAACGUGAUUUCCUAUGUCUCUGCCCCAAGGUUGAUCUGACCCAGAAUAAAACCUCAAAGCUUU